AUGGUGCUGGCUGUGGCCACCACGGAGGUGGCUGGAGGUGACGCGGGGCCGGUCCCCGCGCAGAUGGCCUCACGGCACGUGGCACUGCUGGCGGUGCUGAAGCUGGUGCCGCGGUGGCUGGCCGCCCUCCUGGUCCGCACCGGCCUCAUCUACUGGAUCUCGCCCGUCUUCCGCAUGGCGGCCACCAGCCACAGCGAGGCUGUGGCCCGGCUGACGGCCGACCGCGACCUGCGCGCCCUGCUCAGCUACCUCUUCUACGGCACGGCCCCACGGGACUCCAGCUUUCUGGUGAACAUGCUGAUGGUGCACCACUACCAACGAGGGGCCUGGUACCCCCGGGGGGGGGCCAGCGAGAUCGCCUUUCACACCGUGCCCCUCAUCGAGCGCGCGGGGGGGGCUGUGCUGGUGCGAGCCCCCGUCACCCGCAUCCUCGUCUCCCCCGCCGGCACUGCUGUGGGGGUGGUGGUGCAGAAGGGGCCGAGCGAGGAGGAGGUGGAGAUCUUCGCCCCCCUCGUCAUCUCCGACGCCGGCAUCUUCAACACCUUCGGCAAGCUGUUGCCCCCCCCCCUCCGCAGCCACCCAGGCAUCCGCUCCCGCCUGGCCAUGGUGCGACACGGCAUGGGCUCCUUCCUGGUGUUCGUGGGGCUGCGGGGCAGCGCGGCCGAGCUGGCCCUGCCCGCCACCAACUUCUGGAUCUACCCCCACAACGACCUAGAUGCCAUGAUGACCCGCUACGCUGCCCUGAGCCGUGAUGACGUCCCCGAAAACCUGGCCAUGAUGUUCAUCACCUUCCCUGCCGCCAAGGAUCCCACCUACGAGCAGCGGCACCCAGGCCGGUCAUGCAUGACCAUCCUGACCAUGGCGCGGUACGAAUGGUUCGAGGAGUGGGCUGGGACCCGCGCCAAGCACCGGGGCCCCGACUACCAGCGGUACAAGCUGGCCAUUGCCCAGCGCCUGCUGGAACGGGCACUGCAGCGCUUCCCCCACCUCCGUGACAAGGUGACGGGGGGUCCCCACGGUGUCUGGUGGGGGGACAUGGACCCAGGCGUCCAAAUGGCCCCUUUUGGGACCAUCCGGAUGCCUGGGCCCAUGCCCCCCCCCCCAAGUGAAGGGUAG
Messenger RNA from Haliaeetus leucocephalus (bald eagle), 1116 nucleotides. RefSeq names its product putative all-trans-retinol 13,14-reductase. Lineage: Eukaryota; Metazoa; Chordata; Aves; Accipitriformes; Accipitridae. Bases 1 to 1116 code for a protein of 371 amino acids. The record is from RefSeq and is a predicted model, not a curated record. The transcript has 7 exons.